Pezoporus flaviventris is the source of this 5131-nucleotide messenger RNA. RefSeq names its product structural maintenance of chromosomes 5 (gene SMC5). Gene Ontology annotation, molecular function: ATP hydrolysis activity; ATP binding. The record is from RefSeq and is a predicted model, not a curated record. The transcript has 25 exons. Lineage: Eukaryota; Metazoa; Chordata; Aves; Psittaciformes; Psittacidae. Gene Ontology annotation, biological process: double-strand break repair via homologous recombination. Gene Ontology annotation, cellular component: Smc5-Smc6 complex. Bases 16 to 3321 code for a protein of 1101 amino acids.
CCGUUAGGCCGUGCGAUGCCUCAGACCAAUGAGCGCGCUCUUCACCUGCCCGCCGUUUCUUGCCUGCUAGUGAAAGCGAGGCGCGGUGUCGCGGCCGGAGCGGGGAAAAUGGCGGUGCCGGAGAAGCGGAAUCAGGAUGCCUGUCAUUUUGGCGCCAGCGGUAGCCAGGAGACCGCGGGGAACGCUAAGGAAUGCCACCGCUUCGUCGAGGGCUCCAUCGUCAGGAUCUUCAUGGAGAACUUCCUAACAUACGACACCUGUGAAGUACAUCCAGGACCCAAUCUGAACUUGAUUGUAGGGGCUAAUGGAACAGGAAAGUCAAGCAUUGUUUGUGCCAUCUGUCUGGGACUGGCUGGAAAGCCUUCUUUCAUAGGGCGAGCUGAUAAGGUUGGUCUCUUUGUAAAGCAGGGAUGCUUGAAAGGUGUAGUAGAAAUUGAACUGUCUAAGACACCUGAAAAUAUCGUCAUCACACGAGAGAUUCAUGUGGUGAACAAUGCAUCAGCAUGGUUUAUCAACAGAAAGCCAACAACCCUGAAAACAGUAGAAGAGCAGAUUGCAGCCUUAAACAUCCAGGUGGACAAUUUGUGCCAGUUUCUUCCUCAGGACAGAGUUGGAGAAUUUGCAAAACUGAGUAAGGUUGAGUUGCUUGAAGCCACUGAAAAAUCCAUUGGCCCUCCAGAAAUGUACCAAUUUCACUGUGAACUGAAAAACUUCAGAGAAAAAGAAAGAGAACUAGAGAACUUGUGCAGAGACAAAGCUAACUCUUUGGAGAAGAUGAAACAGAGGGUUGAACGAUACAAGCAAGAUGUUGAGAGAUACCAUGAGCGCAAACGCCAUCUAGACUUAAUUGAGAUGCUUGAGAGGAAAAGGCCUUGGGUGGAAUAUGAAAAUGUUCGUGAGCAGCAUGAGGUAGUGAAACAAAUGCGAGAACAAGCCAAGGAGGAGCUGAAGAAUCUAAAAGAACAGCAGUCCCCACUGACAAAAAAAAUCCAAGAAACUGAAGAAUCUUUUAAGAGUCUGGAUAUGAAAAUAAGACAUAAGGCUGCUGAAAUCAAAGACAUUUCUCAAAAAUGUAAACAGAAACAAGAUGCUUUGGACCUGAAAGAUAAACAAAUUGAAGAAAUUCAUCAAUGUCUGAGAAUGAAAAAGGAUGAAGAAAUGGACAGAAAGAAGAAAAUACAGAACACUCACAAGAUGAUAGAGGAGUGGAAGAAUGAGCUCAAUACAAUGGCAGGCUGUGAGGAUCUUCAGCCACAAACUGAUGCAAUUAAUAAUGACCUGAAAAAGUUACAAGAAGAAAGGGCAGUUAUUGAUAGUGAUAUCACCGAUCUAACAGCAGAUAAAAUGAACCAAGAGAGGGAAAAGAAGAGAAUAAUUGAUCGCCUUGGACAACUUAAUAAUGUAAUGAAUAUGAAGGAAGAGAAUCUUAAAGGGAAAUUCAGAGACACGCAUUCUGCUCUUAUGUGGCUAAGAGAGAAUAAAGACAAGUUUCAAAAAAGAGUUUGUGAACCCAUGAUGCUUGAAAUCAAUAUGAAAGACAACAAACAUGCUAAAUAUGUUGAAAAUCAUAUUUCGGCCAAUGACAUGAGGGCUUUUGUUUUUGAGAAUCAACAAGAUAUGGAAAUGUUUCUUGUGGAGAUGCGUGAUCAUCAGAAACUAAGAGUGAAUGCUGUAUGUGCACCUGCUGAAUCAUGUGCUGAAAACUUACCUUCGAGACCUAUUGAAGAAUUGCACCGGUACGGAUUUUUCUCAUAUUUACGAGAGUUAUUUGAUGCUCCUCAUCCUGUGAUGAAUUAUCUUUGCUCCCAGUACCGUGUUCAUGAUGUCCCUGUGGGAACAGAGAAGACCAGAAGCAUGAUUGACAGGGUCAUACAAGAAACCAAACUUAGGCAGAUAUACACAGCAGAAGAAAAAUAUGUUGUUAAAAUAUCUGCUUAUACAAACCUACCCCUCUCUACCAACACAUUUGUGAGGGCAGCACAGUUUCUCACUAGUUCAGUGGAUACAGAUGAAAGGAGACAGUUGGAAAAGCAGCUACAGGAUAUCAAUAAUACAUUAAAGACAUUGGAUGUGCGUUUGACUAAAUCACUGGAGAAACAGAAGCAUCUGGAACACAAAGACAACGAGCUCAGGCAGCAGAAGAAGGAAAUCUUAGAGAAAGGAAACAGGAGGAGACAGCUGGAAUCAAAAAUUAGUGUGAAAUAUGAUAGUUUAAGACAGCUGGAACAAGAUGCUAUCGACUUAGAGGACCAAUCUAAACAGGCAGAUGUAAAGGUCAAAGAAAUAAAUAACCAAAAAGCAAGACUUGUUACUGAAUUAAUGCAACUCAUAAAGAGCUGUGUAUCACUGAACAUCCUCAAGGCAGAUUUGAUUCUUCAGAGCACUGCAGUGGCUGCUGAGAAGAUCAGACUAGAAACAGAGUAUAAAACAGCAAGUGGACAGCUAAAAGCCGCAGAGCAACGAUUUCGUGAGCUGGAUGAUAAGAAGCGAGUUCUUGUAGAGAACUGCAAGGAAUUGCUGAAAAAAGCUCAGCAGGUCUGCAGGCUGGGUCUGGAUGAACAUCUUCCGAAAGAAUUUCAAACUGCUUUUCAGGCGCUUCCGGCCACACUGGAGGAAAUUGAUGCUUUCCUGAAUGAAGAGAAAACUAGGGCCUCCUGUUUCACAGGCCUGAAUGCUUCAGUUGUUGAAGAAUAUGUUAAGCAGACACAAGAAAUAGAGCAGUUGACAGUGUAUCUAGAGGAAAAGAAAAAAGAAUUGGAAAACUAUAGGCAAAACAUUUCACAGGUGAAAGAAAGGUGGCUAAAUCCUCUGAAAAAGCUGAUUGAGCAGAUUAAUGAGAAGUUCAGUAACUUCUUUAAUGCUAUGCAGUGUGUUGGUGAAGUUGAUCUUCAUGUGGAAAAUGAGGAGGAGUACGACAAGUAUGGGGUUCGCAUUAGAGUCAAAUUCCACAGUAGCAGUGAACUUCAUGAGCUGACUCCGUAUCAUCAGAGUGGAGGUGAGAAAAGUGUUUCCACUAUUUUGUACCUGAUGGCUCUACAGGAACUCAACAGAUGUCCUUUCAGAGUCGUAGAUGAAAUAAAUCAGGGAAUGGAUCCAGUAAAUGAGAGAAGAGUUUUUGAAAUGGUUGUGAACACUGCUUGUAAAGAAAGCACAUCUCAGUACUUCUUUAUUACACCAAAGCUCCUGCAGAAUCUCACUUACAAUGACAAGAUGGCGGUGUUGUUUGUCUACAAUGGACCUUUUAUGUUGGAGUCAAUCAAAUGGAACUUCAAGGCUUUCUCUAGGCGGCGGCGGCGACUUGGAAAGAUAGCUCAACAGUGAUACAGAUAUACAUAUAAAUAUAUAUGUAAAUAUAUAUAAAUGUAUUCUGGGUUUGUAGAACUUUUUGGAACAUCUGGCUUUCAAGACUUCAGAUAUUGAGAAAGAUGAGAACUGCAAAGAGCUAAUUAAGAACUCUGAUUCUUAAAACUUGUGUAACUGAUUUGAAGUACCUAUUUUUUUUCCCCAAAAUCUUUCGUAGUGGCCUCUUUUUCCAAAGAACCUACUUUUUCUCAAUAAUAGGUUUAAAUAAAAAGGAAGUUUCUUGUAUUUUGCUCUUUUAUCAGUAAUGUAGAAUCAGAUGUGCAGUUAAUUUUUAUAGAUUACACUGGACUAGUUCUGUGUCUUUGUUUUUCAUUUUUUGUUUUGGAAUUUAAAAAAAAUUGCUUUUGAUAAUAGUGUUUCCUUAACACAGUAAAGUAUAUUCUCUGAAAUUUUCCUAUUGAAAUAGAAACUUUGAAUGAAGAACAUAUUUGUAGGAAGAUAAUAGUUUGUAAGUAGAUGUGUAUUAAUUUUUGUUUUGUGAAAACAUACCUGAAGUUAGUAUAAAGAAUGUAUUAUUUUUAGAGUAAUCUACUAUAUUAUUGUUAUUUAUUAUUUUUGCACUAAUAUUCUAUUUUGUAUUCCUGGAAAGAGAUGGUCUUUAUUUUUCUAUCACAUCUCUCAGCAAGAAGAUUGACAAAGAGACAGGUGUUUUUGAAGUAAUGAGCUGGUUAACUUGCAAAAGUAAAACUAAGCAAUAUGUAACUUUUUUAUUGCUUUUAUAAAGUAAAACUUGAUAUGUUUUUGAUGAUAGAUGGUGAAAAUAGUCCUCCUGAUUUCACAUGUAAGUUAAAACCAGGAGGUUUUCUACAAAGGUUCAGCCGCAUUGAAGUGGUUGUGUAUGCAAUGGCUUUUCAACAGAUAGCCAUAAAAUUCAUGAGUGGAGUUUUGACAAUUUUUAAGCAUUUGAAAAUAGGUAUUAUGAGAAGAAUGUUGAUUACCAAAAAAACCCCACAACACUUUAUACCGAAUUGUGAAGGGUAUGAUUUUUAAAGAAAUGGAAACUACAAUUGGUAUGUAAAAUGUAUGAAAAAAAUGAUUGAGUCCCAGGACACCAUCUGAAAAUAUGCAGCAUCCUUGUUUCCACAGGGGAAGUAGCCUUCAAUAGAACUUUAUGCAGAAUCUGGUGGGCAGCUCAUUUUGAGUGGGAGUUUUCAUAACAGCAUCCUGUUAAUGAACUUUGCCAGUGGAAUUCAUACAUUUAGAACAUUAUAAUGAGAGAAACAAAAUAGCCUUUCUGCAAAAUAUAAGAUAGGAUUUAGAAGGUGUUGGUAUUACAAGUUAUGUACUGCAAUUCUUGUGCUGAAUAGAUUUGUGUUAAGGAAACAGAGAACUACACAUUCUUCUGUUGCAGACCACUGUUGAUCAAUGGAGCUCUGUCUGUGAAACGAGUUCCUGCAGUAAGUUCCAUAAGGAUUAGUGUCCAUACACAAAUAUUUGACAGAAGAACUAAGAGUGUGGAAACUUGGGCUAUAGUCCAGGGACUGAGUGGGCCAGCAUAGUAUCCUCAAGUUAAUUUAGGCUACAUGCCUAUGUAUUCACUGUAUUGCAAGAUUAGGGUUUUAAAUGUGUUCUUUCAUCUUCAGAGUACUUGGCUUCUCCUAACCCUGAACUUCUGAGGUGAUUUUGGUUUUGGAUUGUUUUGGGUUUGUUUUGUUUUUUUUUUUUUUAAUUCAGUGAAAAUACAGACAUUCUAUUUGGUCUCUGAGGAUCACUGUAUGAAAAGUGUAAUUUGUUUUCAAUGUCUAAAUAAGUGAAACUACUUGCAUGA